This is a messenger RNA of Lingula anatina, 2268 nucleotides long. RefSeq names its product diamine oxidase [copper-containing]-like. Lineage: Eukaryota; Metazoa; Brachiopoda; Lingulata; Lingulida; Lingulidae. Gene Ontology annotation, molecular function: primary methylamine oxidase activity; quinone binding; copper ion binding. The record is from RefSeq and is a predicted model, not a curated record. Gene Ontology annotation, biological process: amine metabolic process. Gene Ontology annotation, cellular component: plasma membrane.
AUGAAGAGUUCCGGUUUAUGGAAAGGAUGCACAGUGUUACUCUCCAUCGUCAGCAUUGCGUUACUUAUUGCUGUAACUGUAUUAACAAUUCAACUGAAAGAAUUGGUGGCAGAAUCUGCGAGAGGGAAGACACAGCAGGAAGAAACAAAGGUUGUAUCCACCUAUAAGUCUCCGACAACUCCAACAAAAUCAGUAUUUGACACUCUCACGGAGGAAGAAAUCAUAGAAAUACGAAAUUUCAUGUUUAACCAACCAGAACUGAAUCUAGUGCCAAUUGACCAGGCCACUGUGUCGUCUAACUAUAUAUAUCUAAUAGAGUCCGUCUUGCCCAGUAAAAAGGAUGUAUUAGAACACUUAGACAGUGACCACACUUUGCCCGUGCGUUCAGCACGCGUGACUUGCUUUAUGGGGGAAAAAACAACUCCACGAGUUGAAGAAUUUCUUGUGUUCCCAAUCCCUAAAGUGAGUGGUUACACGCGGUAUAUCAACCCAGUACAACGGCCUGGCCCCAUUCCCUGGAACUCUAGACCUGACACCGACCCAGAAACUAAUGAAAUAGAUAAAAGGCUAGUUGGCCCGGUGAUGCUAACUCUAUACCCUGUACUUAAAGCGACAUACGGUUAUUGGUACCACAACUGUACUGACAGAUGUAUUUUCUUCGUAUAUGCUGCCAAGGGUCUUGUUGCAGGGGACAGGCAAAUGUACGUACGGGGAUUCCGUGCUAAAUUAGACGGCUACUAUCUGUGGCCUAUGUCUCUUGCUCUUUUAGUUAAUUGUAAUGGUAACGACCCGUCCAAGUUUAAGCUCACUAAACUUUAUUAUGAAGAAAAUUCAUUCCACACUGCCCAAGAGUUACUGAUUGCUUACAACAACGGCAGCAUCAAGAAACGCGUCUACGGAUAUCCUCCGACAGGACCCACGUAUGGGUCUCCCGACCUUCGAGGAGAGAGAGAGGCUAACUGGAAGAAACUACCCAAGCAAACCGAGCCAGACGGAAGGCGGUUCACUGUGGAUGGACAGAAGGUGAAAUACCUGGAUUGGGAGUUUAACUUCAGACUGAGAGCUGUUACGGGGCUUCAGGUAAUGGAUAUGCGGUACAAGGAUGAGAGGAUUGCGUACGAGGUAAGCAUGGCGGAUAUUAUUGUGCUGUACUCCGGGAAGGAGCCGGAAGGUCUACAGGCCAAUCUGCACGACGCGUCAUGGUCCAUCGGAGCACGCCACCGACCGCUUCUUAGGGGCUACGAUUGCCCCGACAAUGCACUUUAUUUCAACAACACAUUUUUUGACUCCGGCACAGGAACCGCACAGGUUUUCCACGAUGCCCUCUGCCUGUUUGAACACAACACCGCCCUGCCCAUCAGCCGGCACACGUCCGUUAAUUUCUACGGUUCUGACAACCCAAAAUAUCUGUAUAAGUACAACAUGCCCGGAUCUGUUAUGAUACUACGUGGGAUACCAACUUUAUGGAACUAUGAUUAUAUAUUUGACUUUGUGUUUCACCCUAACGGUGUGAUGGAGACCAGGGUGGCCGCUACUGGCUACGUGCAGCCGUGGAACUGGUCGCCUGGCGAAGCGGAGUCGCCAUAUGGAAAUUUCAUCAAUCGAGAAUUCGGUAUUUUGGCCAACUUACACCACCACCUGUUCAAUUUCAAAUUUGAUCUCGAUAUACGCGGGCAGCUGAACCGUUUUGAGACCUGGGAUAUCACACUGGAGAACAGAACCAAUCCACUGGCUCCGGGAAAACGGUGGUAUCAGACCAAAAUGAAUCGAACUCUGCGCAAGACAGAGAAGGAAGCUCUGGUGAGUUAUAUAUUUGAAGAACCAAAAUACUACGUCAUAUGUAACCAGAAAGCGUACAACUCGGUCGGCUAUCCAAAGGGCUAUCGUAUCUUCUCAAACAGUUUCUCUAAGCAGUUGCUACCUGAGGGGUGGCAGGCAGAGAAUGGUUUUUCGUGGUCACGUUAUCAGGUUGCUGUUACGAAAUUCAAAGAUAACGAAGAUACCACAGCUUCGCUCUACGGACAAGCGGAGCCCUACUGUCCUGUCCGAAAGUUUGAGAAGUUUUACAGCGAUAACGAGAAUAUCGUGGAUCGGGACCUCGUGGCCUGGGUCUCUCUCGGUCUUCAACAUAUCCCUGUCAUGGAGGACAUCCCUGUAACCACAACACCAGGAAAACAGCUCUCUGUGGUCCUCGCGCCACUUAAUUAUUUCGAUGAAGACCCUACUUUGACGUCACAAGACGCUAUCGUUAUUCGUCCUGAAGAUUAA